CCCAGAUAACCGGAGACGCUCCAUCCCGCAACAAUACUAGUCGUCAAUGCGCCAGAACGGGCUUUGCAAACUCCCUGCAUAUCUGCAUAUUUCCUCCGGUUCGCAGUUCUCCGGCUCGGUCCAGUCGUUCACGUCCAAUACAAUAUCGCUGCCUGUGUGAUCGAUUCAUCUACGAUUACGUCAAGACUCAGCAUGAUAGUCGCUGCGCAACCUUUCUGAUAUUAUCAAUCAAGUCUGCCGCUGCUGGUGCUCAACCCUUGAACCCCUCCCAGAGCACGCUCAUGGUCCAGAUGCGGUAGAGACACGUCUCACCCUCGAUCCGUCCAGCAGCCAAUCCUCCUCCUCUUCUUCGACUCUGGCGCGGAAGCCAACAUCUCCCCACACACAAAUCCAGUGACCUUACCCACGAUGUUGGACCAUGAGGAUGCCUUUGCAGAGGAGGCGCAAGAGGAGGUCAGAUUGGCCGAGGAAAGCAACCCCGACUCUACCACAAACGCGACAUUCCAUAUCAGCGACGGCCAAGAUGAUGAGGAGGACGAGAUGAGCCCUCUGAUGAGCCCUCACCAACGUCGGAAGAAACCCAUCGCACAUACAAGAGCUCGCCCAAGUUUGGAGAGGGCCAUCAAUGAACCUUGGAAUGGCGCUCACGGCUCGAGUGACCUCCCCUGGUACAAGACACCUUCAAUAUUUUGGCUCCUUCCUGCCUUCUUUCCCUUCUGCAUCGCCUUUGGCGGCAUCAUUGUUCCCAAAACAUACCUCAUCCUCGACCUGAUCUGCAAGGACUACCUCUCGGAACAAGCAUCAAAGAACCCCAACUUCAAGUUUCUACCUGUUGUCCUGGGAGAAGAGAAUCCACAGUGCAGAGAUCCACACGUGCAAGCUCGGGUUGCCAACUUCAACCUGUACAUCAACCUUCUGAGUGGAGUCUUUUCCGCCGUGAUCUCUCCCCAUCUGGGUUCGCUUUCAGACCGGAUCGGACGAAAGAAGGUCAUGGUCUCUGCCUCCCUCGGGGCCCUUGCUGCCGAGAUCAUCACCAUCAUUGUCGGCCAGACCAACGGCCAGGUGUCGGUUUACUGGUUGCUUCUUGGAGGCCUGAUAGAUGGUCUGUGUGGUUCAUUCACCACGGCAUUAGCUUUGGCCUUUGCCUAUGCGUCCGAUUGCUCUCCCCCGGAACGUCGAGCUGUCGCUUUUGGCUAUUUUCAUGGAACACUCUUUGCCGGGAUUGCGUUGGGCCCGAUCGUGUCGGGCUACCUGAUCAAACUGACGGGGACAGUCAUGAUUGCAUUCUACCUUGCUCUUGCGUGCAACGCGUUCUUCAUUGUUUUCACCCUCUUUGCUGUGCCCGAGUCUCUGUCCAAGGAGCGCCAACUGCUGGCAAGGGAGAAGAGACAGUUCGCUCAGGCCGAGUUACCGGACAGUGACUGGCUUACGACCAUCAAGAACUACAACCUCUUCGAGCCGCUCUGGGUUCUGCGGCCCAAAGGCGAAGGCUCGAGCUCGGCGUUGAGGAAAAAUCUGUUCGUGCUCGCGGCGAUUGACACGAUGAUGUUCGGCGUAGCAAUGGGAACCGUGCAAAUCAUGAUCAUCUAUGCAGAAUACCGCUUCGGCUGGACUGCCGUCAACUCUAGCAUGUACCUCUCGGCCGUUAACAUCUGCCGCGUGCUGGGUUUGGUCCUCAUCCUGCCAUUGCUCACCCGAUUCUUCCGGGGUCCCGCACAAAUGCGCUCCAAAGGACACAAAGGUUCGGAUAUGCUCGACAUUUGGAUCAUCAGGGGUGCUGUCAUCUUCGACCUUGUCGGGUACAUUGGUUAUGCUUUCACCCCAUCCGGUGCGAUUAUGGUGCUGUCCGGCAUGAUUGCAUCUCUCGGGGGGAUUGGCUCGCCGACCCUACAGUCGUCUCUCACGAAGCAUAUCCCUGCAGAUCGAACAGGCCAAGUGCUAGGUGCCUCUGGGCUUCUGCAUGCCCUGGCACGUGUGGUAGCCCCGACGGUCUUCAACUUGAUUUACAGUCAAACGGUGGGCAUUUACGCCGGGAUUGUGUUCAUUUGCCUGGCUUCGAUUUUCGUCAUUGUGUUUAUUCUCAGUUGGUUCUUGCGGCCGAACGUCUACCUUGCGGAGCCAUCUGCCGUCCAUCUCGACGAAACAGAGGAUGACGAGGACCAUCUUGAAUGAAUGAAUUGCGUGUAUAUCUAUCCGGAUUUGCGAUAUACUGUACCCGGGAGGAUUAUAGAUUUGAACUCCUUUUUUUUCUCCCUCUCCUGCGUUGGAUGGCGAAUUCACCUUUUUUUUUUCCCGCGGCCACGCAGUCAAUUUGCCCGUGUCUGUGUAUUUAGCAUAGCUCUUGUAUCCGGUAUUUAUGUACAUACCUACGCGUGUACACGACUAGACAACAUUUGGGGAGAUGGUCGGGCCGUUGUUGUUUCCCUCCAAAAUAUCUCUCCCCUAGAAACCACGCCUUGCUCGCCAGAAGCCCGAUCCUCG
This is a messenger RNA of Cladophialophora immunda, 2481 nucleotides long. RefSeq lists its product as uncharacterized. Gene Ontology annotation, cellular component: membrane. The transcript is spliced from 3 exons. NCBI's taxonomy places the organism in Eukaryota, Fungi, Ascomycota, Eurotiomycetes, Chaetothyriales, Herpotrichiellaceae. The record is from RefSeq and is a predicted model, not a curated record. The coding region runs from base 409 to 2172 and encodes 587 amino acids. Gene Ontology annotation, molecular function: transmembrane transporter activity. Gene Ontology annotation, biological process: transmembrane transport.